This is a messenger RNA of Trichobilharzia regenti, 1421 nucleotides long. The record is from the annotation of a GenBank genome assembly. NCBI's taxonomy places the organism in Eukaryota, Metazoa, Platyhelminthes, Trematoda, Strigeidida, Schistosomatidae.
UGAUGUGAAUUCCUAUUUCCUGACUACUUGUGUUAUGAAAGCAAAUUGAAUGUUGUACAAGACUUUCGUACCUUAUUGAAUUUUGCGGUACAUUGGUGGUGAGUGUGCGUAUAAUUAAAAAGAACAUUUAUGGUGAUUUUAUAUGAAACCAAAAUGGAAAUAUGACUGCAUGGAACUUAUAUAUUCUAAGUUAAAACGUGGUUAAGAAGAUUUUGCGCCUUUUUAUCACUUGAUUUUCUACCUACACAGAAUGACGUCACAUUUGUAUUCUCUUGGGGGUUUAGAUGACUGUAAACUAUGGCGUCCCAAAACAAAACUAUUUCUGACGGCCAAUCAGGUUCUUUAGAAGCGGGAGUGCUUAAUUUCAAAUAAAUGUCUAUAUACAAGCAUUUCCAUCAAACCUAGAAUAUAACUGUGAAUACAUGUAAUGAACCCACAAUGGACUCGUUUAUUGGCGAAUUUCAAAAUACAUCCAAGAUUGUAUCAUGUUUCUGUACAGCGUGGGAAUAAGUCCUACACAAAAGAGUCAAAACCAGUUCCUGGGAGCCGUGACCAUAAAAAUCCAUUAGGAUGGGCUAAACGCUUAUUCCAGUUGAAAGAAAUGACUCCAGUAGAUCCUUCAACAACAACAACAAGUGAACCUCCUCUACUUCAUAUGGUCUGCCGUUUAAAACCUCUCAAGGGUGUUAUGCAUUAUCAAAAAGCUAUCCUUGAAAAAUAUGGUCUUGGAAAGGAUACAAAGAAUCACACUUGGGUAAUUGUAAAAAAUACGCCAUCAGUUAAUCGGGAGUUGUACGAAAUAAAACAUCUCGUUCGGAUACAACCGGUGAUUUUCGAAAAUGGUUUACCAAGUGAAGCUGAUUUGCUCACUUGUAAACUGCUUCCAGAUGGUAGAUUUUUCAGACAUCGAGGUCUUGCUGUUGAUGCCACGUUAACUACUGAUUCUUCAAAAUGUAAUGAGACAAGUUUGUCGGUGUGUGAUGGGAGUAUUGCCAAUGUUCCUAAGGUAUUCCCGAAUGUCGACGAUGUUGGUGACUACAGAUACUUAACUCGUAGAUACUUAAGACAAUGGCACAACAAAAAGUGGGAAAAUUUUGAAUUCUUCAAGAGUUUUUCACUUCACACUAUAAGUAUAAAUUGAAUCAAGAUGGCAAUGAAUAUCGUUACAGUGGCCUAUGGCGUUUAGAUAAAUCAAUCCUACAAUCCGUUGAAUCUCGACGAAAUCCUGAUGGUACUAUGAAACAGCCGAAUAACAAUCGAUUCGAAGCAGACUGGAAUACCUAUCCUUGGUCAAAAUAUUGAGUUUUACUUUUUGUUUUAAGACUAGGAUGUAAAACUGGUGUUUCCAGUGUUUGUUUAGAAAUUGUGUAAAUAGAUUUUGUAAUUAUGAAAAGUUAUGAUACAAGUAGUUGUGAAUUUUA